GGUUAUAUAAUAAAUUCAGUCACCACAAAUGUCUCAGUAUACAUUCAGAAUUGUCUCAAAUCCUGCUACCACUCUGGUGAAGGAACUCAAAUUGCUGGGCUUCAAGAAAGCAAAGGUCGUCCCUGGCAGGAAGAUCGUGGAGACCAACGGAACUCUUAAAGAUUUAUACAAGAUUAUUUACCACAGUCGUAUAGCUGAAGAUGUACAGUUGAGAGUCACAAAACCCUUCCUUGCAAGAGGGGAUAAAGAGUUUACCAAAAAUCUACACAAAAUUCCUUGGCAUGCCUUCAUGCCGUUGGAUGAUUUUCUGAAGUAUAAAUUUCCUCUUGUGACUGCGAAAUCCUUCCAAAGUAACCUCUAUCAUACAAGGAAGAUCACAGAUUUGGUCCAAAUUCACAUAAACGAUUUGCCAAUAAGGAAGGAGUACAACAAGGUUAACAGAGCCAUUGGCUUCAAGAGAUUCAAGAAGGAAUAUAAAGACAAAUUGAGAAAAGAAAACAGAAAUAUCAUAGAUUUCAGAGAUAACUUCCCUAAGAAAGCUCAAGCUGAUAGUAUUGACUUCUACAGAACAAAGAUUGAGAUGAACAUUAAGAGAAACGAGGAGUUAAUGAAGCUGAGUAAAAUCAAUGUAAUAUUGCAUAAAAACAAAGCAGAAGUACUCCUUGAUACAGUCUAUGACUCUUUGUACAAGCAUGGGUACCGUGCACUUGAAGCAGAGCAAAAUGAGAAUCAGUUAGAGCCAAUUAGGAGGAAUAGAAUCGUACCUGGAGUUAUCAGAGAAACAUUAGCAGCUGCGAGUAUUUUAGAAUCAGGCAUCAUUGAAAGAGCAAAUAAUACAGGAAAGCUUUAUGUCUGGGACCCUUUCUGUGGAACUGGAACAUUCCUCAUUGAGCUUCUCCAGAUGUUCAGAGGAGAUCCUCUUAAAAGAGAAUCAAUGCAAUUCUGAUUUGAGCACUGGCCAAUAUUCAAAGCUGAUGAAUUCGAAGAAACCAAAUCAGAAAUAUUCAAAACCCUCGAAAACUACGAAUUAGACCCCAAAGUAGACAUAAGAAUAAUCGGCUCAGACAUAAAAAUGAUCAAAGACUACAUCUACAACUCAGGAAUCCCCUUCUACCGGCAUAACCCGUCCUUCUCUCCCACCUGCUCCUUCAAAGACAACCCUCUGCUACCUUCCUACCACUUUCCACCUCUACACCGGCAUCACCAGGACCAACUCCCUUCGCCCACCUCUCCCAGCACCACUUUGACCUCCUCACAGCCGGGCUCACUAACCACUCAAGCUCCUCCCUUCUUCAGUUUCUACAAAGGAGACUUCGAAGCUGUCGCUCAUCAAAUCCACUCCACUUACGGUUCAUUCAAGGAUUUCAGCAUAAUCACAAAUGUGCCUUAUGGAAAACAAAUCUUGCACCCCAAACAAGCUAAGAACCUUGACAAGAAAAUGGCCAAAGGUAUAAUAGACCAGAAGAAGAGAGGCUAUCAGUACACUGGCAUCCAGGAUGUCUUCAGAAGAUUUGGUCACCUCUGCAACCAAAUCGCCCCUGAAAUGAACAAUGAAAUUUACGUAGUAGCCAGGAAGAUGAGAUACUCUAACCCAUUAGCCUUUACCAGGCUGUCAAAUUGCGGGUGGAAGUCACAACUGGAUUUUGUAAACGGAGGGAUCAAUGUCAACCUGCUGAAAUAUGACCAAAGCAAAUUAAGCAAGAACAGAGAGCUACUUAAAAUAUACUCGGAGUAA
Moneuplotes crassus is the source of this 1735-nucleotide messenger RNA. NCBI's taxonomy places the organism in Eukaryota, Ciliophora, Spirotrichea, Euplotida, Euplotidae. The record is from the annotation of a GenBank genome assembly.